AUGGCGACGAGCAUGAGAAGGGAAGACUGUGGACCUGCUGAGCCUUUUAGCUCAAAUACUUUUAGCCCUGUGGAAAGAGUGAACUCUGACGCUCUGACACCAACUUCUCGGUCCAAACCUCAUGUGAGCUCAGGAUAUCCUGACAAAUCUUCAGCAAGUCUGGGAAACUUGACUCAGCAGCCUCAGAACCUGAAGGACACCAGGAGCAGAGGCUGCUCCAAGAGCAAUGCUCCGAGGCAGGAGUGUCCAUUCUGUAGCAAGAUAUUUUCCUGUGUGUCCAGUCUGAAGACCCACGUAUGCAGGAGUCUUGGAAGCGCAGCAAAUCUGUCCGCAGCACACAUCACGUCCAGUCGGACAGAUACUGUGCAGUCCCCAUGCAGGGGCAAGGAGCGGACGUUUGGCUGUGCCGUGUGCGGGAAAGUGUUCAAGCGCUCCUCCACCCUCUCCACUCAUCUGCUCAUACACUCGGACACCCGGCCAUAUCCCUGCCUGUACUGUGGCAAGAGGUUCCACCAGAAGUCUGACUUGAAGAAACACACCUUCAUUCACACCGGAGAGAAGCCCCAUGUGUGUGAGAUAUGUGGGAAGGCGUUCAGCCAGAGCUCCAACCUCAUCACCCACUGCCGCAAGCACAAGGACAACCGUCCCUACUGCUGCCCGCGCUGCCUCUACAGCUUCCAGCACAAAAUAGAGCUGCGGCAGCACCAGGAGCUCCACUGCACCUACCACUGA
Paralichthys olivaceus (Japanese flounder) is the source of this 732-nucleotide messenger RNA. NCBI's taxonomy places the organism in Eukaryota, Metazoa, Chordata, Actinopteri, Pleuronectiformes, Paralichthyidae. The record is from RefSeq and is a predicted model, not a curated record.